AUGUCAAACACAUCCAAGAACAACAACAACAAAGAUCAUGAAGCACCUUUAAAUAACACUUCUUCUCCCUCCUCAACUCAAGGUGGAGGAAGAGGUGGUCCCCAAAACUAUGCCCCACAGCAAAUGAAUGGACCUCCACCACAGUUCCAACAACAUGGUCAGCAACCACCCCAACUCCAACAACCACUUCCACCUGGCAUCCAACAGCCACCCCUUCAACAACAACAACAAGGCCAACCACAACAAGGAGGAGGAAGAGGACAAAAAGGUGCACCACAUUCAUACUCCAACUCUCCACAACAACCACAACAACAACAACAACAACAACCUCAACAACAGGAACAACAACAAGCUCCACAACAAUUACAACAACAACCACCACAACAACCAGCUCCACAACCAUCUCACAAACAACCAUCCCAACCACAACCACAGUCUGUUAUCAACUCUACCAUUCCACAACGAACACUGUCUGCUCCUCCAUCACUCGAAGAGAGUGGGCCACACCACCCCCAAAUGGGCAAGGGUGCUCCAUUUGUCCCACAAAAAUCAAUGGGUGGUCCACCCAUUUUUACCCCACAAUAUGCACCAGUAGGACCAGGCGGAUAUAAACAAAGACCACCAUAUCCAGUAUAUGGUGAACCAGUUUAUGGAAUGUACCAACCACCACCCGGAAAUUACUAUCCCGGACCUGGUUAUGGCAUGCCCAUGCCAAACGACCAGUUUUACCCCAGUCAGAUGAUGCCUCCACCACACAUGUCUACUCCACCCAUCCCAGUUGCCAAGAUCACUCAACAACCCAGAAAGGUAUUGACGAUUAUCGACCCAACCACCAAGGCUACUGUCGACAUUAACACCUCGCCACCAAAGCAACCACAACAACCACAGCCACAACAACAACAACAAUCACCACAACAGCCACAACAACAACAAACAACUCCUCCAGUUGCUCAAUCACCAUCGUUUAGUUCAGGAUCAAAGGGCUAUCGUAACAAGAAACAGGAAAAGGAAAAGGCUGCUGAAAAGGAAAAGGCUGAUUCUGCCGCUAGCUCGGUUGCAUCAUCAACUGAUAUUUCAUCAUCUUCAUCAACACCUAGUAACGAACAUGUUGAGCAAGUUCCAACUACUCCAACUCCAGCAGCAGCAGUUGAACAACCAAAGUUGGAAGAGGUCAAGCCAGUAGUUGAAUCAACUCCAGUGGUAGCAGAAGAGAUUGCAACACCAGUCCAAUCUGAAACACCUGUUGCUGCCAACGUAGCAGAUGAUGUUAAAAAAGAGGAAACUACAAAUACCACAUCGGCAGCUGCCGAAGAGGGAGAGAUUGUCGAACCGGCUGCUGCACCAGCAGAAGAAGAGGAAGAGGAAGAAUGGGAAAAGAAGGGUGGUGACGAGCCAGUUGCCAACAGUUCAUCGUCAUCUUCCAACAACAAUAUCAUUUUGUCGUCGUCUGGCACCAACCCAUUUGCAUCGCGUAGCAGCGGUGUCAUUAGAUACUCUAAUGACGAGAUGUGGAAGCUCCGUCCACAGCAUAUGGAAGCACGUCCAGAGCUCAAGGAUCUCUUUGCAGGUGCUUCAGAUCCAAUGCAAAACAAGUAUGGUCCACAAGGCGGCAAGCAGGGUGAAAAGGUCUUUACCGGCGUCAUCCACCAGAUCUUUGAAAAGGCCAUCUCAGAGGCCAAGUAUGUCACCAUGUACUCUAAUCUCUGUAAAAAGAUCUUUGAGUAUGAACGUAUUGAAAAGGAAGCCGACCGAAAGGUCCGUAUCGAGCAACUCGAGAAACAACUCAAGGACGGCGAGAUCGCCGAGAUGCCCACCAACUUUGUCAUUGACAAGGAUUUCAAGCCAACCUUUAGAACGUUGCUGCUCAGUACCUGUCAAGAAGAGUACGAAAAGAUCCAAAAGUUGUUUGAGAGCGGCGACGAAUGUCCACCCAACCUCACACCACAAGAGAUGGUCGACUGGGAGGAGAAGCAAUUUAUUCAACGUAAAAAGUUCUUUGGUUUGAUCAAGUUUAUUGCCGAACUCUUCAAGCAAGAGAUGUUGUCUGAAAAGAUUAUCCACGCCAUCUUGAUUGCUUUGAUGGGUGAGCUUGUCAAGCCACAAGAGAUCAACUUGGAAUGCUUCUGCAAGUUGCUUGCCCCAAUUGGUGCCAAGAUUGUGUCGCGUAAGGACCCAGAAGUCGAGAACUUUAUGAAGGGCUACUACCAACGUAUGGAGACCCUUAUCCAGUCCCCCAACCUUUCACAACGUAUCAAGUUCCUCAUCCAAAACGUACUUGAUCUCAAGGACAAGGGAUGGAAACAAAAGCCAGAGGAUCUUCCAAAGCCUGCCAAGGAAGAGCGUAACCUCGAGGAGGAACGCAAGCAGACCACCGGUGUCCGUUCCAACCAAAAGAACAAUAUGUUUGCCACACCCAUGUCGUUUAACCGUCCCAUCUCCAAGCCCGGUCUCAGCACGUCACCUGUCACUAGUAUCAACCCACCCAACAAGUUUACGUCCAAGCCAGUUGCAUCGGUUGCACCCGUCCCCUCGAUGAACAAUCCAAACCCAUGGGGUGCCAAAAAGUCGCCUGCCAACCCACGUGCUGCCACCGCCACCACCCCCGCAGCCGCCUCCAAGGACAGUGCCUCGUCAAAGGCAUGGGAUGACAUUCAAAACGCCUUGAACGACGUCGUCGAAGAGUAUUUGGAAAAUGGCGACAAACAAGAAAUGGUCGAAUGUAUCAAGGACUAUGUCACCUCGCCCGAUUUUUACCCCAACGUUAUUUCAUUGUUUAUCUCUUCAGCCACCGAACAAUCAAAUCCAAAGUCAUUGAUCGAUCUUGUAGUAUACUUGGUUCAAGAUGCAAAGAUUUUUACUUCCAAUCAAUUUAUUUUAGGAUUCGAAAAGUUUAUUUCAACUUUACCAGAUAUUUUUGAGGAUAGACCUGCAGCAUACGAACCAAUAGGCAAAAUUUGUUACCAUUUCUACAACUCGCAAUUCAUUUCACUUCAACAAUUUUCAUCCACACUUUCGCAACAGGUAGAGAACAUAGAAGGAUCAAUGAUAUCAAAGAUCCUCAUCGAAUUUAUUAAAAUGUUUAACGACACUGGCAAAGCUGUCCAAGCAUUCAACAGUGCCGACCAAUCAAUCUCUACCUUUUAUGGACAGUCUACAGAUCGUACUGUUACCGACACUUUCGACAAAGCAAACCUUUCUUCAUUCUUGAACCAGGUUAAAUUUUAA
Molecule: messenger RNA, 3225 nt
Organism: Cavenderia fasciculata
Lineage: Eukaryota; Evosea; Eumycetozoa; Acytosteliales; Cavenderiaceae
Gene: eIF4g
Product: eukaryotic translation initiation factor 4 gamma
Exons: 5
Coding region: 1-3225 (1074 amino acids)
Cellular component (GO): eukaryotic translation initiation factor 4F complex
Molecular function (GO): mRNA binding; translation initiation factor activity; protein binding
Source: RefSeq, a predicted model, not a curated record